Molecule: messenger RNA, 2400 nt
Organism: Volvox carteri f. nagariensis
Lineage: Eukaryota; Viridiplantae; Chlorophyta; Chlorophyceae; Chlamydomonadales; Volvocaceae
Exons: 11
Coding region: 1-2400 (799 amino acids)
Source: RefSeq, a predicted model, not a curated record
AUGCAACAGAGCUCUCGUCCUAUCAGCUCGAAUCCUCCUACCAUGCGUCGCAGCAGACCAGCCCCACCGCGCUGGCCCGCGCGACGCCCUCCUCCCCCCGAAGACGACAUCGAGGACAUGACUGUGGAGCAGCGUCUGGAACGUUUGUCGCAACUCUCCGGUCGCGUCGGCGAGAUGCGCAGCGUGUUUGACCGAGAAAGCCUGCUACGCCAAAUGGGCGCUCUGGACCCUGCGCUGUACGCCCCUCCCCAACCUUCCCGCAAAAAAAUAUCUACUGAAGAAGCUAUCGAGGAAGGAGAGGAAGAGGAGGAUGUCGAUGAUGACCGGCCAUUGGAAUGGAUCGAAUGGAACGACGACCCCCUGACCCACGUGGUCAACAAUACAAUUAUAGAGCGGCUUCCGGAUGGUAUGCGACGCCGACUGCGACUAGCCCGUGACGCAGAUGAGGACGAGGCGGUUAUUUCAGUUCCGUUGCACAACUGUCUGUCAGUUUACAUCUGUGAGGGACUGGAAGUGCAGGACUCCCUGGAGCGCCAGGAAGCGGCCGCCGACUUUAGCCGUAUGCAGCUAGCUUUCCUGGAGCGUUGGGCCGUGUAUCAUGGCCCCAUGCCGCCCGCCCUUGUGGACUUCCUGUGCGACUUCUCCUUUGACUCCCCCCCGGCUCGCGCCAAAAUGGCGCUGUGGGUCUUGUGGUUGGCUGAGACCGGCAGCGACUACUGGCGAGAGGUGCUCGGAGCGCUGACACCACCGGAGGACAUGCCGCAUGUUGAGUUCUGUACGGACGACGAGCUCAUGGAGCUCCAGUGGAUGCCGUACGCUCUGCCCAUCAGUAUACGGCGGGAGGCGUUACGAACCUUCUGGGAGUAUUUUGGCGCGUCGCCGCUGGCGGAGGGAAUGGGCUGGCAGAGAACAUCGGAAGUGGAUCCUCUGGAUCCAGAAGGAUCCUCCGCGGCGGCGGCGGCGGCGGCGGCGGGCGAAAGAUCCCCAGAGCCCCUCCGUCCGCUUCCUCCGUUUGAGCGGUUUCUUUGGGCCUACUGCCAUUCGGAAGCUCGGUCACUAGGCAAUGGAGAGCGAGUGGUGUUUUUCCCGCUGGCUGACCCCUGCAUCUACACCACUGAGCCCACAACGAUCAACACGACCUUGGCGGUGGUGGCUGACGACGGCCCCACUUUGGACGAGUUUGCCGUACUAGCCACAUUGCGGCCGUUACAGAAAGGCGAGCUACUGCAUGCACAUGCGCCUUUCGGUGAGGGUGUUGCGGAGGGAGGCGGCGGUGCCACCAGCCAACUGCACACCCAAUUCGGGAUGGUUCCGGAGCUAGGAGGCAACGAGGCAGACCUGCAGGACCUGCAGCCGGAGACGGGCUCCCUAGACGAUGACUGGCUGAAGAGGCUGCUGGGGCAGGAGGCGUCCACUCGGCUGGAUCUGAUCACAGACCCGAAGUUGCGUCACCUGCUGACGCUGGCCGAGUCCGGAGACGCCGACAUGAACCAGAUGCCGCCCACCAGGCGCAUCUUGCCGCCUCUGCAGCUGCCAAAGCUAUGGGGCCCGGGGCUUGUGGCUGGCGUCAAGCGGUUACGGUUAGACGAGCGUUACAUCGAGCCAACCGACUGGGAACGCGAGGCCAUUGAACAGUCCUUGGCGGAGGAGGAGCGUACGGCAGAGGCGAUGGCGGCGGAGAGGCAGGCGGCUGGUUUCGCAACCGGCGGCACGGAGGGUGUGUCGUACAAGGAGUACGACGAGUGGAAGGAGGACAUGCGGAGUCGUGAGAUUGUGGAGGUUCCGGGGGACAUCACGAUUCUUGAAACGGACGAGGGCCGGGCCGAGUGGAGGCGGUUGAAGGCCGCCUGGCACUCCCUACCCCGGGUCGCACCCGACAACAAAGAACACGGGAACAGAAUGGAGCUUGCGCUACAGGGGGCUCCCCUUGCACAGGUGUUCAGCACCCCCCGGGACAUCACGCGGGAGCUCGCCGCCGCGGAGGCCGUACUGUCCGCGCUUAACCGCGUACAGGCAGCCUUCCCCACAACCAUCGAACAGGACGAGCAACUGAUUGCCUCCGCCGCCGCGGCCGCCGCCGCAGGGCGCGCCAAGCGCGGUGCCAGCGGUGCCAGCGCCAAAGGUUCCGAGAACAGCGGCGAAUCGCUGACGGCAGCGGCCUCGGCGGCGCUGGCGGAGGCUGAGGCGGCGGCGGCGGCGGAGCCGCCGCCGCCGCCACGGACCGCAAUCACGACGGCGAGGAUGUUGGGCGUCGUCGCCUGGCGUCUGGAGCUGAAACGGGUUUGGCGGCAAAUGGCCGGUAUGGUUCAGGAGUACCGGGAUGCGUUGUUGGUGGCGGAGGCGACGGCGACCGCCGCCGCCACGGCGAUGGGGACGGGGGAACCCGUGGCUGCGGCAUAA